UUAGACUAGACAGAUUUCCAAACAUGGUUAUGAGAAACAACAUGUUAUUUUCUGUGGGAGGGAGGCCUUGAGAAGGGCACAGCAACUUCCCCAAAUACCUCAAGGGGAAUUCAGUGGGAUGCCGAGUCAUUUUUUAUGUCGACAUGCUUGAGACUAACGUCACCUAGCCUAAACCUACUGUACACGCCACAUUAUGACAAGUUCCAUAUGAAGAAUAAGAGUAUAUUUUCUCCCGUGUGCGUCAGGUGUGUUUUCUCCCGUGUGCGUCAGGUGUGUCAGAGAACGCCUUCGUCCUCUUGCACCGUUCCUGCCGGUAACACCCACAAGUCAAACUGAUCCCGAAGCACCGCGACGAUUCCAGUUACCUUCUCAACUUGAGCGCGCGCGCUGUCACCGUAAACGAAAAGCCUGAAAGAGGUUCGAACAAACUUGAGCUGCUGAACUGAGCUGCGUGACGGAGGGUCAGAGGUCAGAGGUUGAGACAACAGAGAGGCUCGAAACGUAGAGGCUUGUACUGGGUUGUUGCGUGCCCAACGUGGAGCUGCAGGUGUGUAUAUCAGAGAAAGCAACCCGGGCAGACAGACUGAGGUAACUGGAGCAAGCCCUGUCACUCCCUACAGGACAUACUGAGAGAGAGAGACGCUCUGAGUUACCGACUUACAGGACUUCUCCUACAGGGGUCACCCACCACAACAUGCAGGGGACAAGUGAACACGAACACCAAGACAAUAACAUGGAAGCCACUGCCGUUAAAGAGACAAGCAGACUAUCCAGCCAUCGCAACCAUAGCAACCCUAGCGCGACUGCAGAGCAAGGCCGAGAUUCAGUCAACAGUAACGGCCACACCAGAGGGACGUUGUACCCCACUGAGGUACCGUCUCUACGGGGUCUCAGGAAGACCCAGAGCAGCACAUUGGAGGAGGAAGAGAAGGUCUGGAGGACCAAUAAGAACACGGUGCUGUCCAGAGGAUCUAAUCUAACCCGCUCUGGGAGCGUCAAGGACCUGAUCCACAAGUUCUCAGGCUCAGAGAACGGCGAACCCUCGUCAGUCAAGGAAAACGGCUCACCAGUUCUGUCAAUGGGCGGAUCCCUGCCUGAAGACUCUAACCGGACAAUCAGGAUGUCCACAGCCAGAACUGCGGAGGUACUGGCCUAUCAAAACUCCCAGUCCAACCCAAACACAGCCACUCUCAGUAGUACCACAGUACAGACCCAGAGCCCAGUCAGGAUGUCCACAGCCAAGUCCACCUCCCAGUCCAACCCAGCCAUUCACAGCAGCAGCACCGCAGAGAGCCAGAACCCGGUACCUUCGAUCAAACUAACCCCUCCACCCAUGGAGUCUCAGCCCGGCCUUAAGGGGGCGAAGACGGGAACGCAGCAGCCCAGCAGUCCUUCAGACAGUCAUUCCCAGAAGGGUCAGGGUCAGAGCCAGGGUGGCUCUCACAGAGAUUCCACGGCAGGCUCCGGAUUGGGUUCGGAAUCAGACUUUAAUCCCAACAAGAGGCCUGAAAGUCCCCCAUCUGAAGAUGAGCCAUCCAAUCCCGUCAACGUCCACCAGAACCCCAAAUACCAACUGUACCUGAGUGGAGACGUGACGGGGAACGGUUCCAGGGAUACAAAUGGAACGUUUGGGGGAGACAACGGGAACGGGAUGGAACCCAGGAACAAUUCCCGUUGGGACAGCUCCAGAUUCGGGCCAAACUAUCACGGGUCCCUGGAAUCUCUGGCCUCUCGGGACUGGGACACCAUGUCGGACAGGCUGGGAGGUUUUGAGAGUCCUCCCAGGGUGUUUAACAGCCCCUACGCUACAGCGGCUUCCACGGAGUACAACUCUGGCAUGUACCGGAUGACAGAUUAUAAGGAUGUGAUGUCUCCAGCCACAUCAGAGCUGAACCUGUUCAACAGCUACCACAGCAGGAGUACCAGCCCUGUGCCUUCCUUCACCCGGACUGUGACCGCCCCACGUGCACCCUUCUCAACCUACGACACCAUCAGGAGGCGGGACCAGCAGGUGAUGUCAAGCCAACACCCCAUGCGGUCCGCUAUGUCGUCUGUCGCUAUGCCCAACAAGAGAGACUACAUCGAGGAGUUGACCAGGCAGUUGGAUGCCUGUCAGAAGAGGAACCAGUUCCUGGAGGCAGAGAGCGUAGAGAUGGACAAGGAGAGGAACCAGAUCAGGUUGGAGAUGAGAGGCCUGUUGGUGAACAACGAGGACCUUCUCAGAACCAACAGUACCCUGCAGAUGGAGAUGAGUAGGAUGAGGAUGAGGAUGGUAGAGCUGGAGAGAGACAACAUGGCCAUGACGGACCGCUUCAUAGUUAUGGAGACGGAGCUGACCGAGGCCAGAGAGAUGAUGGUGGAGGCCAACACUCAGGAAUAUGCCUUCAACUUCCUGCAGCAGUCUCUGAAGAAUAAGAUACAGGACGCUGAGGAGGCGCUGGAGAAGCAGACGCUCCAUGCCGAGGGUCUGUCCGAGAAGCUGUGGCUGUCUGAGAGACAGUUGGAGGAGCUAGCGGUGGACAAGGAGACACGGGAUAAGAGGACAUCAGGGCUCAGUGACACUGUCUUCAGACUGGAGACUGAGCUAGGGGAGGUCCAACAGAGAGCCACCCAAGCCUUAGCAGAGCUCAGUCUGCACCAGAAGCUACGAGAUGGUGACCAGCUGAGGGUAAAGGAGCUGGAAGAGACUAUACUGGAGAAGAGUCAGGAGCUGCAGAGAGCCCAGCAGACUGUCAGAAGCCUCCAGGGACAGGUGUCAGGUAAACUAAUAGAUAAGGAGCGUUCCCUGGAGGAGGAGAUCCAGCUGAGAGAGAGAAUCCAGCUGCAGUUGAAGCAGGCAGAGAGGAGCGUAGAGGACCUGAAGAUAGAGCUACAGACUGCUGCACAGACCAAGGAGGACCUGGACAAGCAACUCAAACAGGCUCAGGAGAAAGCGAUAGAUCUUGAGAGCGACCUGGAGGAGAUGCAGGACAGUGAACAGAGUUGGGCCAGGAAGCACAAGAGAGCCAUGGAGCAGACAGAACAGCUCCAGCUGAAGUUGAUUCAGGAGAAAUAUGUGAAUGAGCAGCUGGACAGUGAGAAGAUCAACCUGAUGAGACAGCUGCGUGACCUGCGUAUGGAGAUGGAGGAACUUCACAACUCCAGAGUCCAGGUGGAUGUGAUCACUAUGACAGAGAUCCGGGCCAAGGAGCUGGAGAACGCUCUCAGAGUGGAGGAGAGGAACAAGGUGGUGAUGAACAAUACCAUCAGUAAACUGGAGAGGAAGAACAACGAACUGUCUGGUCAGCUGGAGGAGGAACAGAAGAUCGCUACAGAGCAGAAGGAACUGAUGACCCAGAGGAUGCGUUACCUGAAGCGUCAGCUAAACGAGGCAGAGGAGGAGUCUAGUCGUAGAGACGCUCAGUACCGACACACCCAGAGAGAACUGACAGAGGAGAGAGAGACCUCCACCAGACUACAGAGACAGCUCCUGGACCAGCACCUUCAACUCAAGCGUAAGGAGUCCACCAUGCAAAUGAGACAGACUCUGGAGAACCUGCGUCUGGAUCUCAGUGUAGAUGAAGAGGACCAGGCUGACCCGGUACCAACAUCCUCCAAGGCCUGAAGAAAGACAACAUACUAGCCUUUUUCAAUACACCUUUAUUGAUAAAGGUUAGAGUGAUACCCCUAAUACCACCACUAAUAGACUUGACAAGAAACAACACAUUCUACACUGGCACCAAUACUGUCAUUUAUCGUAGAAUACAGUGCCCACAAGUUAAGUGUUCAAAUCUUAUUUAGCCUCUUUCUCUGUACUAUUGAAAUGUAAAGCAUUUUGUCUUUAGUUUUUGUUUUCCAAAAGCGGUUAUGGUUAUUAACUAAAGGUCCAAUGCAGCUGUUAUUAUCUCAAUAUUAACUCAUUUCUGGGUAACAAUUAUCUUACUGUGAUUGUUUUCAAUCAAAAUGGUCAAAAAAGAAACAAAAAUGGCUUCUUAGCAAAGAGGAUUUUUUUUUAAACAAGUUUUUGCUAGGACUGUCUGGGAGUGGGGAGGGGGAAACUGAAAACUAGCUGUUAUUGGUAGAGAGGUUUGGAACUCUCUUUCUUAUUGGUCUAUUAACUCAUUUACCGCCUGGUGAUGUCACCAGUUAAGCCAAAACUCCAUCCCACCAAAACAGGCUAAAACUUCUGGCUGUCUUUUCAAACAGCUCUUUCACUAAAAAGGUUAUUAUCAUAAUUUAAACAAUUUCACAGUAUUAUUCCAACCUCAUAGUGUGGAAAUAUAGAUAUAAAACACAGGAAAAUCAUGGUUUUAUUUUGAGGAGGAGGGGGGGGGGGGGGAAUCUGUAGAAUGUAAAGAAGUAGUUGAAGUGUUGUGAUUCUUUUGAAUCAAAUCAAGCUUUAUUUAAACAGCAGAAGAGAUUACAGUAUAUCAAAGCUUUAUUUAAACAGCAGAAAAGAUUACAGUAUAUCAAAGCUUUAUUUAAACAGCAGAAGAGGUUACAGUAUAUCAAAGCUUUAUUUAUACAGCAGAAGGGAUUACAGUAUAUCAAGCUAGCUUUCCCUGUACACUCAUGGCAUGUGUUUUAGCGAAGAACAGGGCUAAUAAUCAAUAAAUAAUCAUUAUAUGAUCAUAUAAGACUUUGGGUUUAAGUAGUUUGGAGGAUUUGGACAAUAUUUCCUACAAUUUACCAACUAAUCUGUUGCAUUACCGUGUUAAUUUUAUUAUAAAUAUCUUACUUCCAUACAGUAUUGAUAUUACCUGCUACACUAUACACUUUGAUUUAUUUUAUAUACAGUAAUAUGAAAAAACUUUUGUUUUAUAUACAGAAUAUGAAAACUUUUAUUUUAUAUACAGUAUAUGAAAAAACUUUUAUUUUAUAUACAGUAUAUGAAAAAGCUUUCAUUUUAUAUACAGUAUAUGAAAAAGCUUUUAUUUUAUAUACAGUAUAUGAAAAAGCUUUUAUUUUACACCCACUGAGCGGAACGUGGAAGUGUCUUCCAUUUGCAAUGCUUGAAGGACAGACAGACUGUGCAUGAAUGAUUGGACUAUAAUACAAGCCUGUGAAUGAUUGGACUAUAAUACAAGCCUGUGAAUGAUUGGAGUACAAUACAAGCCUGUGAAUGAUUGGACUACAAUACAAGCCUGUGAAUGAUUGGACUACAAAACAAGCCUGUGAAUGAUUGGACUAUAAUACAAGCCUGUGAAUGAUUGGACUACAAAACAAGCCUAUGAAUGAUUGGACUACAAAACAAGCCUAUGAAUGAUUGGACUACAAAACAAGCCUAUGAAUGAUUGGACUACAAUACAAGCCUAUGAAUGAUUGGACUACAAUACAAGCCUGUGAAUGAUUGGACUACAAUACAAGCCUGUGAAUGAUUGGACUACAAAACAAGCCUAUGAAUGAUUGGACUACAAAACAAGCCUAUGAAUGAUUGGACUACAAAACAAGCCUAUGAAUGAUUGGACUACAAAACAAGCCUAUGAAUGAUUGGACUACAAUACAAGCCUGUGAAUGAUUGGACUACAAAACAAGCCUAUGAAUGAUUGGACUACAAUACAAGCCUGUGAAUGAUUGGACUACAAAACAAGCCUAUGAAUGAUUGGACUACAAAACAAGCCUGUGAAUGAUUGGACUACAAAACAAGCCUAUGAAUGAUUGGACUACAAAACAAGCCUGUGAAUGAUUGGACUACAAAACAAGCCUAUGAAUGAUUGGACUACAAAACAAGCCUGUGAAUGAUUGGACUACAAUACAAGCCUGUGAAUGAUUGGACUAAAACAUAAGCUUAUGAAUGAUUGGACUACAAAACAAGCCUAUGAAUGAUUGGACUACAAAACAAGCCUGUGAAUGAUUGGACUACAAUACAAGCCUGUGAAUGAUUGGACUAAAACAUAAGCUUAUGAAUGAUUGGACUACAAAACAAGCCUAUGAAUGAUUGGACUACAAUACAAGCCUAUGAAUGAUUGGACUACAAAACAAGCCUAUGAAUGAUUGGACUAUAAUACAAGCCUAUGAAUGAUUGGACUACAAUACAAGCCUAUGAAUGAUUGGACUACAAUACAAGCCUGUGAAUGAUUGGACUAUAAUACAAGCCUGUGUGAAUGAUUGGACUACAAUACAAGCCUGUGAAUGAUUGGACUACAAUACAAGCCUGUGAAUGAUUGGACUACAAUACAAGCCUGUGAAUGAUUGGACUACAAUACAAGCCUGUGAAUGAUUGGACUACAAUACAAGCCUGUGUGAGCAUGAACAGUAUGUUCCACAACGGACUGUUUACAAAUGAUAAAAUGUUUUUUUGUCACAUACAUGUCACAUACAUAGGUUCAGUGAAAUGUCUUGUUUUACAGGGUCAUCCAUUGUAGUACGGCACCCCUGGGGCAAACUAGGGUUAAGUGGCUUGCUGAAGGGCAAAUCACAGAUUUUUCACCUUGUUGGCUUGGAUAUUCGAACUAGACUUUUCGGUUACUGGCCCAACGCUCUAACUGCUAGGCUGCCUACCGCCCUACAACAACUUUACAACCCUGUGUAUAGCCAAGUUAUCGAUUCUCAUUUUGUAUUUAUAAUUACUUUUUUUUUUAUUAGUUCUCUAUUUUCUUUCUCUCUGCGUUGUUGGGAAGGACCCUUCAGUAAGCAUUUCACUGUUAGUCUACACCUGUUUAUGAAGCAUGUGACAAAUAACAAGUUAUUAUGAUUUGAUUUGAUGACAACAGAAACAACAGCAGCAAUAACCAGAGGUGUGGACUCAAGUCACAUGACUUGGACUCGAGUCACAAAUAUAAUGACUUCCUACUCGACUUUGACUUUAACACCAAUGACUCGUGACUUGACUUGGACUUGAGCCUUAUGACUCGACCUGACUUGAUACCCUCCCCGAGCCCAAAUAUUAAAAAUGAUGCUAUUAAAAAAAAAGUGUGCAGCGCAUCAACUCUUCAUUUAACGGAUUACAGUUUGAAUCGGACAGCAGCCAAUCAAAUUGUGGCAGCGGAGAAAAAGUUGCGCGUGGCGGUGCAGAGGAACGUCGGCGGGUGAAUUCAGACGGAGCCCUUGUAAAGAUGAUACCAAAAAUUAUAUAAAGACUACGCUGUAGUCAACAAAGAACGGAUUGCAACUUGCAAAACAUGUCGGAAGAAAAUUACAGACCGAGGCGCAACAACUUCCAACUUUGUUCGACAUUUGAAGCUGCACAAAGAACGUUAAGUCGUGGCUAAUAUAGCCGACAGCUAUAUAUAACGUUGCUAGUGUAGCAUGUAGGCUAACGUAACAUUAAAUGAAUGAGCCUCAACACAGUCAGUCAGUGCGGGAACGUAAUCAUUGCACCCAAGAUUGAGCUACAACUGGCUAUAGGAGGUUGGUCGCCUAAAUCCUGCCUGAUGUUACUGCUGUUCCUAAAACCAUUGGCAUACGUUAGCCUACUGUAACCACACACAGAUAGGAUGUGUGUGUUAGGGUUGGGCGAUUGCGCCCCAUAGCGAUCCUCGAUAGUCGUUUGCUAUGGGGGGGGGCGGGUCUUUCUCAUGGCUACCCAUGUAUUUCCAUGGUAAUAUAAAGUUUAUUUGGAAAGUAAUAAAUAUCUAUAUUUGUAAAAGCAUUUAUGAUUUGUGUAAAUGUAAUAUAAUAACUAUUACUCUUGUUAAAAAUAUGAAAUGGUAUUACAUUUGGUGAAGAGCACAUUAUGACUUGUUUAGGACUCAAAACUCAAAGUUUAGGACUUGAGACUUGACUCGGACUUGCCUGUCUUGACUUGGGACUUGUAAAACAACGACUUGAUCCCACCUCUGGCAACAACACUUGUUGCUCAAACCUUGAGAGAGAGGACCAAGACAAACCCUGAGCAGAAGCUCUUAGAGAGAGAGUAAGGACCAAGUCAAACCCUGAGCAGAAGCUCUGAGAGAGAGAGUAAGGACCAAGUCAAACCCUGAGCAGAUUCUCUGAGAGAGAGAGUAAGGACCAAGACAGACUGUUCAAGAGGGAGAUUGUUAUUCUCAGGACAGGGGAAUCUAAAGGGAAUCUAUUCUAUACGAUGUGUGCAUGGUGAAUAGCUGCCGGAGAUUCAUCUAACCAUGGAGCUGAUGUGCUGUUUUGUAGUACAGUAUAGAACAUGGAGACUGUAGCAUGAUGUACUACAGUACCCAUAAUGCCCUGUGUACAACCAUUAGUACCAUAUCUAGAGACCAGUCAGUGUCUAGGCCUAUUGCCCUCUGAUGUUGAUGUUAUCUUCUACUGUAAGUCAAAGAUGCUCAUGCAUACACAAAAUAUGUAAUCACUUACAGGAACUGCGCAUAGCAUGCACUCAGGCUCCACGUAAACAGGAGGUAGGAAGCAGCAGUGAUCUCAUGUUUUUUGAGAAUGUGAUAUCCUAUUUUAUGGUUUUACGUUUGUAUAAAUAGCUGUUUUAUCUGAUGCAAUUAGAUAAACACUAAUCCUUCAGAUAAAAGUAUUUCACAAAAUGUUCCUUUCCCUUUCUUCACAUGCUGGCAAGACCAAAAAGAGAUUCAGGGCCCUCGAGGCCCUGUUUUGCAAUAGACUUCAGUAUAUCUUAAAACAAUGCAAUUUAUUAUGUAUUUUUUGUAACAGCCUUUAUAUGCUUAAGGUGCCGUUGGGUAUUUAUUCUACUUUACAGGUGUUUUAUCUUCCUAAA
Salvelinus fontinalis (brook trout) is the source of this 8620-nucleotide messenger RNA. RefSeq names its product myosin heavy chain, embryonic smooth muscle isoform-like. Gene Ontology annotation, cellular component: myosin complex. The transcript is spliced from 20 exons. The record is from RefSeq and is a predicted model, not a curated record. Lineage: Eukaryota; Metazoa; Chordata; Actinopteri; Salmoniformes; Salmonidae. Bases 695 to 3604 code for a protein of 969 amino acids.